Messenger RNA from Budorcas taxicolor (takin), 751 nucleotides. It is a transcript of the gene MGARP, whose product is annotated as mitochondria localized glutamic acid rich protein. Lineage: Eukaryota; Metazoa; Chordata; Mammalia; Artiodactyla; Bovidae. The record is from RefSeq and is a predicted model, not a curated record. Gene Ontology annotation, cellular component: mitochondrial outer membrane; mitochondrion. The coding region runs from base 1 to 723 and encodes 240 amino acids. Gene Ontology annotation, biological process: anterograde axonal transport. The transcript has 4 exons.
AUGUACCUCCGCCGGGCGGUCUCCAAGACCCUGGCGCUCCCACUGAGGGCGCCCCCAGGCCCCGCGCCGCUCCGGAAAGACGCAUCUCUUCGCUGGAUAUCAUCUAACAAAUUCCCUGGAUCGUCUGGAUCAAAUAUGAUCUAUUAUCUGGUUGUAGGUGUCACAGUCAGUGCUGGUGGAUAUUAUACUUACAAGAGAGUCACAUCAGGGAAGGCCAAACACAGCGAUCAUGUAACAGAUUUGAAAGAAAAAACCAAAGCGGAGUUACAUCCACCUCAAGGUGAAAAAGAGAACCUUGUGGGUGCUGAGGAAGCCAGUUUAGAAGCCCCUGUAGUAUCUUCAACGGAAACUUCUCUGGUGCUUACUGAAGAGAUUCCCGAUGCUCCAGCUGUGGUCGUAAAAGAGGCUCCCCCUUGUCCAGAUGACGCCGAGGCUGCUCCUGCGGAGACCGUGGCGGUCGGUGCGGAACCUAGGCCGGCGAUGACAGAAGCGGCGACAGUGGAGACAGCAGAGGUCAGCACUGAAACGACCUCGGAGGUCACGAGCGCAGCUCCGGAGGAAGCUGCUGCCGUGGGUAGUGAUGAAGGUACAUCAGAGAACGAAAGCCGUGGUGAAUGUGCUGAACUGGAAGAAAAUUCUCCAGUUGAGUCAGAAUCCUCUGCAGGGGAGGAUUUACAGGAGGAAGCCUGUGCAGGUUCUGGAGCCGCCUCAGCCCAAGGCUAAUCUCAUGCUGAUUGACACCUCAGCCAAA